AUGACGACGACAACAGGGGAUCCGUCGAGUCUAAAGAGCCCGCCGUCCCUGUCAAGCGGCGACCUCGUGACUCGGUUUUUGGCAGCAACUCCACCCUACCUCUACAACGUCCCCCUGACCCCCCACAGCUUCUUCUUCAGCGAGAUGCUGCGAUCGUUCGUACAGGCAAAGGCGGAAGCGUCGCCGGUGCCCACGGGCUCGACUCCAUCCAGGCGUCGCAAACGUUCUUGGCGAGAAGUCCGGGAACGUCCCCUGGAACUCACGACCAAGGAGAGACCCCAUCAUCAACGAGACGAGUACCAGCUUCAGCCCCGACAAGAUGGUCACGAGAACCGAAAACGAGAGUGCUUACCGGAGGUGGAAGCGAAGGUCCAUGCGGAGAGUUUCGAACAGAAGCCGGCCCUCGACGUGGACGUGCUGAAGCCUGUAGACGAGAAUCGCGCGGAAUUCAUCAGGCACAGCAGAAGCUACUUCGACGACAGACAAUCUCACUUCCGGCUGGACCAGGCCGUCCAAGAAACCGGAAUCUACCAGGGAGAUCCGCGGAAGUUGAAGCCCGAGGAGCCGCCUCCUGGAGAACGGAAGUCCUCGUGCACCGAAAGACCCGAGUUCGAGGAAAGGGCCAGGGCCAACAGUGACCUUGGAUUUUUGCCUGAUCAGAAGCAAGGAAAGCUGGACUUUGCAUCGAGGAACUUCUUGGGGGCUCGAGGGGACGAAAUACCUCCGGGAUCCUUGAAGAACUUCGGACUUCCGGCCAACGUGCCCAAUCCAGAAUUCCUGCCGAAUCCGCUCUGGUAUCCUCCCUACCACAUGUCGCAGUCUUAUUCCGGGAUCGAUCCAAUGCACUUCUUCAUUGACCUUCACGUCUCGGGCCACAUUUGGGACCGAAAACUGAACGAAAGGCAACUUCCGUUCAAGAGCAAGCAUAGCUCCGCUUUCAGCGUGCCCCAGUCGAAGGAGUACAAUCGACCCCUCAACCUCACCAGAGACGAGGCCACCACCUCUAGGGGUGGCGAAGAGAACUCCAAGGGCACACAUUAUAUCUUAAAAAAUCUUACGAGGACUUACAAGGAUAUCAGGGAUGCCGAGAAACUGACCAGGACGGACCGCGAUGGUGAGCAGGACGAAGAGGACAGACGCAGUGAUUCCGAAGCGAACGAAUCGCUCGAGAAGGAGGGGGUCUCGUCGUCCAGUCAGGCCGACGAAAAGAGGGACCUACGAGCUCUAAUCGACCUCGAGUUGGUCGUCGAUUACGUGAAAGAGCCGAAAAGCGAUCACCUCUCGUCGAAGCAAACACCGCAAAUAACGGAGUAAUCUCCGAAACGAGAGGCGGCGUCAGUUUCCGCCAUCUCUGUAAAAUAGAUGCUAGCAUUGAUAUCUCCGUAGGGACUUCGCAGUCCUUCCGUCACCUUGAAGAUACACUUUGAACGACGCCAUUGCUAGCCACCUGGACCGUGUCGCAAGGUGACUCGUCAAGCGAGAUAAAUCCGAAGUACUCUACAGGAAUCUACUAGGAAGUAAGGAAUAAACGAUUAUACGCGCCCCGGAAGAGG
Messenger RNA from Orussus abietinus, 1553 nucleotides. RefSeq lists its product as uncharacterized. Lineage: Eukaryota; Metazoa; Arthropoda; Insecta; Hymenoptera; Orussidae. The coding region runs from base 1 to 1314 and encodes 437 amino acids. The record is from RefSeq and is a predicted model, not a curated record. The transcript has 2 exons.